AUGCGCGCCUGGCUCGUGCUGUGUGCGGCGCUCGCGCUCGCGCCGAGCCGGCCGCGCGCCGCCGCCACCGCCGUCGCCGAGCCCGCCGCGCCCGCCGCGCCCGCAGCGGAGCCCGCCCGCCUCGAGCACAUCAAGACACAGAUACUUGCAAAGCUGGGUCUGACGUCGCGGCCAACGCCGCUGGGCGCACCACCACGCGACGUGGUGCGUCAAAUCCUGGCGCGAGCCGCCGACACGCACACAGAGCGACCACACGAAGAAGAGCACAGUAUGAGGGAGAUUAUUGCGAUAGCACAUAGAGAUAUUGAAUACCCAGCUUAG
This is a messenger RNA of Parnassius apollo (apollo), 321 nucleotides long. The record is from the annotation of a GenBank genome assembly. NCBI's taxonomy places the organism in Eukaryota, Metazoa, Arthropoda, Insecta, Lepidoptera, Papilionidae.